Didymella exigua CBS 183.55 is the source of this 324-nucleotide messenger RNA. RefSeq lists its product as uncharacterized. Lineage: Eukaryota; Fungi; Ascomycota; Dothideomycetes; Pleosporales; Didymellaceae. Bases 1 to 324 code for a protein of 107 amino acids. The record is from RefSeq and is a predicted model, not a curated record. The transcript has 3 exons. Gene Ontology annotation, biological process: protein import into mitochondrial matrix. Gene Ontology annotation, molecular function: ATPase activator activity. Gene Ontology annotation, cellular component: PAM complex, Tim23 associated import motor.
AUGUCUGUAGGGCUAUGGGUCCUCGGCCUGGGCGCAGGUGCCUUCUUCUCUCAGGGUCGCGCGGCGCUCAUCGCGAUACGCAAGAACGGCGUAGGUGGCUCCAAGCUGGGGCGCAGUUUCUACAAGGGCGGCUUUGAGCCCAAGAUGACACGGCGAGAAGCUGCCUUGAUCCUCGAGAUGCCUGAGCGCGGCAUCACAAAAGAUCUCCUUCGCAAGAAGCACCGAUCGCUCAUGCUCCUCAACCAUCCCGAUCGCGGCGGUUCCCCAUACCUGGCCACCAAGGUCAACGAGGCCAAGGAGAUGCUCGAGAAGGAGGUCAAGUAA